This is a messenger RNA of Amoebophrya sp. A25, 5286 nucleotides long. The record is from the annotation of a GenBank genome assembly. NCBI's taxonomy places the organism in Eukaryota, Dinophyceae, Syndiniales, Amoebophryaceae.
GCUUGUUUCGUCUUCUUUUUUUGGCAAUCACAUUGUCGUAGCGUCAUCAUUUAUGCACCCACGAGCUAUCGCAAUAUUUAACCUCCUACAACAUUUGCACCCACCUGCGCACCUACAAGUUGUUCCAAACAUCGCAAGUAUUAACGGACGACCAUUAUAAUUAUAUUAUGAUUCUCUGUUUUAUGCCCUCCCUCGGUUAAGUCAUGUCGUGGUGCUCCUUUUCCUCAGUUUUCUAUGGCCUCAUUGUUGUAGCAACAUGACAAUGACAACAAAUAAUUUAUUUUUGAGGAUGCUUCUCCUCUCAGGGGGGCGUGGAAACAAUCAUGGUAAGAAAAAGCGUAGUCGUAUUUUAUCUCGCUCUUUUCUAGUACUAGUCCGAUGUUGCUUAAUCAGUUGUCCCUUUCUUAGCGAUUUGCUUGGGGAGGAGGCAUUGUUUAAUUUUUCUGGAAGCAGUACGAGUAGUACGGUAGAUUAUGAUCAUGAUGAUAAUAUCUCUUCAGAAGGAGGGGUUAAAAUAACUUCAUCUCAAUGCCAUGGUCGCUCACGUUUGUCUGGAAUCGUGUUUGUGCAUGCAGGUCGUUUUGGAUCUACGACGAGGAGGUUCUCUUCGGACAACUCCAAGGCUGAAGAAGAGGAUGGGUUGGAAGCUUGGGUGCCCGACGAAAACCACGUCAUCAAAAGCACGAAAAGGCGGCUUGUCUCAGGGCAGAGGCCGACGUUGGAUAGUCACGCGGGACCAUCGGCAGCCGAGGACGGUGAUGAACCGACUAGCCAAAUAAUUUCUAGAUCGUCUCGUUCUCGUCCGGCACGGAGGCGUUAUUUGACAGCGUCCUCUACGUCAAACAAUGGCACAGCUGUCGAUCCUUGCAGUCUCAUUGCGAACAGAACCGUAAAUGCGUCGAACAGCACAACUAGUAGUACUGCAACAACGUUGGACAACAGCAGUAACGCGAGUAAUUAUACGACGGGUUGCAUAGUAUUCAACGCUACUGGCAAUGCGGCACGCGUCAUCCUCGACGGGGAAGAAUUUUUCCUCGUCAAUGGUGAUCAGAUUCUCACAGGCGAAGAAUAUCAGGCGCAGCAAGAUGCGCUCACUACGUCGACCACCACGACGACCACCACAACGACAACGACGACUACCACGACGACGACUACCACGCCAGAAAUCUUGAUUAACACCACAACAACUCUGCCUUGUGUGAAUUACACAAUCACGCAAUGCGAACCGAUUAUAGCCAAGGUGUGCAUGUGGAGUGCGACGACAACGUCGACGACAACUACAACUGCGGCGGGCAACAGCACUUCACGCCGGCUGUUGGCGAGCUCUACUGCUGGCCGCGGUUUCAUCCACGAGGGGCAGAGUAGUACAGCGGCGACGACCCGAAGUCUUCUAGAAGCUUCGCCCGAAGCACGACCUCGCCGCAGUCACGGUCAACAAGAUGAAGAGCCUCUGUUUGUAGUUGGUCGCCAUCAGGAGGAUCCACCUGUUGUUGCAGCAGGCAGAUCUUCGAGUUUUCCACGGCAAAGCAUUUACGUGGACAUCACAUCGAGCCGACGAGUCGGUCUUACGAUUGGAGAAACCCCACGCCUACACGAGAGUCGUUUACUGGAGCAGAGUACAGCUAGCGGUAAUGUUCCAGUGCAUGGGAAGAACGUGUUGACACUAUGGGAAGACGCUCAAGUCGUACAAAAUUACGUGUUGCGAGAUGACGAUUCGACUAUGACCUGUCCGACUGAAAUACAGGGCAAAACGAUCGCUUUGGAUAGCGGAAGCAUGCAAGCAGCUACAACCUCUUCUGAUAAUCUGUGUCCUGCGCAUGCCACGUUGAAGUUUGAACAGUUGGAGCUGUCUAUGAGAGAAACGUGGCGAAUUGCCGGCACACCUGAAGUUGCAGAAGACUUGUUUGGCGUCAGGCUCUUGGGUGGAAUACCCGAGCACAGAAUGUAUGCACUAGAUGGUGCGACUGAAGCGGCGCUGAAAGGAGAACAAGAUCGGUAGCGCGUUAACAUUAAUACGCACCCCUGAUAUCGACAUGCAUGGAUAAUUAAGAUAAAGAUUUUGAAACGAUCUGGAGCAGUACGACCUACUUUAUCAUCGUCUGUUGCCUGUGCCGAAAGAUCGAUAACUUAAAAUCCCUACUCUGAGAAUAUUCAGUUUCAGUAUCUGCCAGUCAUCUCAGGAGAGAGUUUAUUGAAUGAAUCAAAAAUUUCAACAUCACUCAGGUCGCCCUCAGCAUCUCUGGAGGCGAGUCGCAUUUUGCUUCCGGCGGUUCCGCGCGCUGGAAGGGAAGGUGACUACGAAGGUGAGGGCCGGGUAAGGGAUGUGGAAGGUUUUCCGAUAUAUGUGAAUCCCUUCUUUGAUGAUUGGGUGUUUGAACCUGUGUCAGACUUGUUCUUUGAAGGCGCCACAGGCCUAUUAAUGUCGUGGUUUUCGGCACGGAACGAACAAUACAAACCUCGAGAUGUGACGCCAUCACUGAAUGAGGAUUUUACUGCUAGUAGUAGUGAUGUUGUAGCGCAUCGUCGACUACUCGAACAAGAUGGGACUGUAUUGACAACUACAAGUUCCUCUGGAGAUUUAUGGUCAUCUACCGCUCUCCUGCGGCAGCUUGCUGCUGGGAAUGCAACAAGCAAUAGUAGUCGUGCUUCUUCGUCGUCAAGCAAUAGUACUAACAACUCUGCUGCGAAUAUUACAGCUGGACCUGCUAACCUUACGAACACUGCUUCCUCGGUGGGUUCCUCAAAUAUCACCGGCCAGCAGAACGUGACUAUGUACUACGUUUGUAUGAAUGUCACGGUGGGGCAUGUAUGCCAGAAUGUUACGGGCUGUUUUCCGCCGACGACGAGCACAACCACGACUACUCGUGCUUAUUACAAGGUCGUCUUUCCGACACCGGUACCGCCGACAACAACAACCACGACGACGACGUUGCUUACUACGACCACGACAACAACAACGACGACCGUUGACGCAUCAGGAAACUUGCUAGUCGCCACCACUACCACAGCUCCUCCACUGACCGUGGCUUCGAUAACGACGCCCCCUGUUACCGUCGCUGCUGCGACGACCACAUCGACCACCACCACCACAACCUCGACAACGACGACCACACCCGCGAAUCGUGUGGAGCUGCUUUCAGAAUACGGCUCCGUGGAGUAUUUCCCAGAUAUGGUACCAGCAAGCGCCAUCUUCCGCUCGCAGGCCUACCUCGACGCGAAAAGGGACGGUAUCGCGGCGGGUCUGGGUCUUUUGCCCUAUAUGAUCGAGGUCCUCCAGUGCCGGGUCGAUCUGAGCACCAGGGCAUUGGGUGGAGCUUUGGAGUCAUGGAGAGAAGCUCCUGCUGAGCAGGAUGAAGAUGAUUAUGUUCAUCCAACGACGGUACACCGAGUAGAGCAUGAGGACAAACUAACGAAAGUCGUUUCAUCAACGGCAGCAGAGCAGCGUAACAUCAUAGAAAAUCCAAAUACUUUGCUUUCAGAAUCUUCAAUGGAUUUGGAUAUCCUCCUCAUGGAGGGCGAACAACAACGAGAAUCAAAAGCGAAUCCAGCUAAACGACGACUUGCGUAUCAAGAACGAGUGGUCACGGAAUUUCGGAUUCUCAUAUCCGAAGAUCUGUUAUCGCAUGCACUGGUGGCGAGCCACGUCAAUUCGACGCUGCGUGCGGCAAUUGCUGGAAGCAAUCCACAUGUCGCCGCAUUGCUUACCGGAGCGACGGUACCAACAGCAGAGGCUGGCGAAACAGCAGCGCAGGCGCUUCAGAGAGAGAUCGCAUCGUCGUUAGUCGUUAACGACCUCUUUGCAGGGGUCGCUACUAUAACCGAGGAACUGCCCAGUUCCAGUGCGGCCAUCCAACAAGCAACCGCGACAGCCUUGCAAGCAGCGCCACUUGAUCCGACAUUGUUCACGGAAGGAGCGCCGACACUCAGCGUGAAUGCGGUAUUCCUACUUCUGAGAGAUAAUUGUCAUUGCAAGUUUGAUGGGAUGUUUCAUUUUUACAGCUGCGGGGUUAAUUGAAACAUAGACUAAUCUCGCAUAGAGACAUUGUCCCUGACUUAGUUAUUUUUGUGCUAUGUAUNCGCCACUUGAUCCGACAUUGUUCACGGAAGGAGCGCCGACACUCAGCGUGAAUGCGGUAUUCCUACUUCUGAGAGAUAAUUGUCAUUGCAAGUUUGAUGGGAUGUUUCAUUUUUACAGCUGCGGGGUUAAUUGAAACAUAGACUAAUCUCGCAUAGAGACAUUGUCCCUGACUUAGUUAUUUUUGUGCUAUGUAUAUAUAGAGUAAGUAAAAUAUCGGGUUUCGAGUUACUCGAGUUGCAACGAGUUGCUCGAGUUGCCGAAGCGAAGGGCUUCAAUUCUUGAACGAGUUGCCACGAGUUACCGGAAGCCAUCCGCUUCACCGGAAUGCGGCGCAGCAGGGCGGUAUGGACACGGUUGCGGCUGCGCGAAGUGAAGAAGUGGCUGCUUUUGUUGUUGCUCUCUCAUGAGAGGGGCGGCCGGUUGUGAAGGGCUCCCCAGCGAGUCCUUCCGGCUUUUUUUCUUGUACGUAGCGCGUGGGCGCGCGUUCGAAGCACAGCCAGGCACUAAGGGGCCGACGGCUUCGCCUCGUUGUUGUUUUUGUUUGAGGGGAGAGGGUGUCGCUGUGGCUUGUCGUUGGGUCGGUGCCAAUCUCUCCCUUUUUUCUUCGGAUGUGUUCGUGGCCAGUGAGUCUCUCACUCUUUUGGGACUGGGAGUGGGUUCCCGCCUGCUUUGGCGAACGGCUCACUCAGCCGAGGAAGCAAGUAGAGAAGAGUACGUGGCGGAUGCCUUGCGUGUUUGAUCAAGUGGCUGGGAGGGGUUCCCGAGCUGAGGGCGGUCGCUCCCUCACUCUCGUCGCUGGUGCGCAUUAAGAAGAAAACCAGGGAUCCGGGGCAUGUCGUGGAGUGUCAUACGCUCCUGCUAAGGUAUCCCAGAGUCUCACAAAGCUGCGCCCGAAGGGCGCCGCGCAAAAAAUUACGGCGAGCAACUCGAGCAACCCGAGCAACCCGAGAAACUCGACCCGUGACGGGCCAAAAAAUUCCUGCCUCUAGUAUAAAUAUCUUUCUGCCCUGUAAAUUUAAUGUUCUUUUCGUUUUGCGAUCUUCCUGGUCAUGUUGUUAUCUGCCAGGUUGCGUCUGCGAGCCUUAAUGCUUUUGGGGAUUUUUCCACCACGGCCGCACCGACGACCACAACCACAACGACUACUACGGUCACUGAGACGACCACGAGCACCACGACGAUGCCGCCUGUCGUCGAAGAUGACGAGCUAA